Molecule: messenger RNA, 1245 nt
Organism: Neltuma alba
Lineage: Eukaryota; Viridiplantae; Streptophyta; Magnoliopsida; Fabales; Fabaceae
Product: probable F-box protein At4g22030
Exons: 1
Coding region: 1-1245 (414 amino acids)
Source: RefSeq, a predicted model, not a curated record
AUGUCUUCUCUGCACAUCUCAACGCUUUCUUCUUCUUCUUCUUCCUUGAGCAGAGUUCACGCCGCCAUUAGUGUCCCCAAACUCCCACGAUUUCCAAUCUCACUUCCAAAAAUACCCACAUCAUCGUCUGCCAAAGUGGUUCAGGAACUCGAUGGCUCCAAACAAACAAUAGUUCCAUCACAGAAGUUUCAGGAUUCUUGCGAUCCAAACAGGUCCAAGGCCAUCAUUGAACUAUAUGCAAGCUUGGAGGCUGUGGCAGACAGAGUUGAAAUGCACAAAAACAUUGGCGAGCAGCGAAACAACUGGAACUCUCUUCUUUUUAACUCUGUGAAUAUGAUGACCCUUUCUGCUUCAACCAUGGUUGGUCUCAACACUGCCAUUGACAAUACUGCGUUCAAAUUAUCGUCCGCUCUUUUGUUUACAGCCGCCACAGGGAUGCUUCUCAUCAUGAACAAGAUUCAGCCCUCACAACUCACUGAGGAACAACGAAACGCCACUAGGUUGUUCAAACAGCUUCAGAAGGAAAUCCAAACCACACUAGCAAUUGGAAAUCCAACUGAGGAAGACGUACACAGUGCCAUGGAGAGGGUGUUGGCACUUGACAAGGCUUACCCUCUUCCUCUCUUGGGAGCUAUGCUUGAGAAAUUCCCAUCAAAGUUUGAGCCUGCUGUUUGGUGGCCCAAAACGAAGACAAACAACGACUUCGAAGCACAAGUAUUCAGAUCGCAGAAGAAAACCAAUAAUGGAUGGACUCCAGAACUGGAAACACAGAUGUGGCAGCUUCUUGAAGUGGUUAAAAGAAAAGAUAUGGAGGACUAUGACAGACUAGGAAACUUGGCUCUCAAGAUCAACAAAACCUUGGCCAUAUCAGGUCCCUUGCUCACUGGGAUUGCAGCUUUAGGUUCUGCACUACCCAGCCAUGGUUCGUCUUGGCCAGGCAUUGCGGCGGCCAUGGCUGGGUCGUUGGCGGCAUCUUUGAACGCAUUGGAGCAUGGAGGCCAGGUGGGGAUGGUGUUUGAAAUGUACAGAAACUGCGGUGGAUUCUUCAAGUUGCUGCAAGAGACCAUAGAAACAACACUUGAAGAGAAAGACUGCGAGAAAAGAGAGAACGGCGAGGUUUUUGAAAUGAAGGUGGCCAUGAAAUUGGGAAGAAGCGUUUCGCAGCUCAGACAAGUUGCCUCUAAAUUUGCUGCCUAUGAGUCAGAAGGAAUUAACAUGGAUGAAUUUGCAAGCAAACUUUGUUGA